CAGGAGAGUAUCGAGCGCGUCGGCCCCUCUGUCUUUCCUGUCCAAUGUCCCAUCGAGUAGGCAGAGCCACGUGCAUGUGUUAGCUAUUUUGCCACUCGUCUUUAAACGUCCAACUCCUCGUGUUUCAUUGAAACACACAUUGACACCAUGGUGAAGCUAGCAAAGGCAGCAAAUAACGCAACUCAAAAGAAAAAGGCUCCUCCACCCCCGAAAGAAGUCGAGGAGGAAUCUAGUGAAGAAGAAAGCAGCGAUGAGGAAGAGACUCCUCCACCCAAAGUGGUGAAGAAAGCCACGCCAGCUAAAGCCACCCCAGCUAAGGGUGCCAAAGCCGUUAAAAAUGGCACCGCUGCCAAAAAAGCAGAAAGCGAAGAUGAUGAUGAGUCUGAGGAGUCAUCUGAAGAAGAGGCCCCCCCACCAAAGAAGACACCUGCUAAAGCAACACCGGCCAAACCCACUCCAGCUAAGGCAGUCCCUGCAAAGGCAGAAGAGUCAGAUGAUGAAGAUGACGAAGACGAUGAUGAUGAGUCAGAAGAGGAAGCCCCACCACCCAAGAAAGGAGGCAAGGCUGCAGCUAAACCAGCUGCCAAAACAGCUGCAAAGCCCCCAGUGAAGUCCAAGGCUGCUAAAGAAGAGUCGUCUGAGGAUGAGGAUGAAGAGGAGUCAGAAGAAGAGGCCCCCCCUCCUAAGAAGGCUGCAGCAGCCAAACCAGCGGCCAAGCCUGCAGCCAAGGCAAAGGCCAAGGCUGCGAAAGAAGAGUCUGAGGAAGAGGACGACGAUGAUGAUGAAGAUGACUCUGAGGAAGAGAUGGACACAACUCCUGCUCCCGCUGCCAAGGGAAAGAAAGCAGGCAUGGUUAAGGCCAAGGAAGAGUCAGAGGACGAUGAUGAGGACGACGACGAUGAUGAGGAGGAUGACGAAGAUGAGGAGGAAGAUGAUGCCCCAGUGACACCUGGCAAGAGGAAGGCGGAAGGCAAAAAGGACACACCACCUGCAAAGAAAGCAAAGGCAGAAGGAGAAGGAUUCUGUCUGUUUAUUGGAAACCUAAACUCAAACAAAGACUUUGACGAGAUCAAAUCAUCACUGAGGAAAUUCUUCUCCAAGAACGAGCUUGAGGUUGCUGACAUCAGAUUAGGAGGGUCAAAGAAAUUUGGCUACGUGGACUUCUCAUCUGAGGAGGACAUGCAGAAGGCCAUGGAACUCAAUGGCAAGAAGGUAAUGGGUCAGGAACUGAAACUGGACAGAGCCCGGAGCAAAGACAGCUCACAGGAGGGCAAGAAAGAGAGGGAUGCACGCACACUCUUCGUAAAAAAUCUUCCAUUCUCCGUGACGGUCGAAGACCUGAAGGAGGUCUUUGAAGAUGCGGUUGACGUCAGGUUACCUCAAGGACAGAACGGUUCAAACAGAGGCAUCGCUUACAUCGAGUUCAAAACUGAGGCCGAAGCAGAGAAGAUGCUGGAAGAGGCCCAGGGAACCGACCUCCAGGGCAGGUCCAUCAUUGUUGACUAUGUUGGAGAGAAGAGCCAGAAAGGUGCCCGGGUUUCAGGAGCAGCAGGAGCAGCCAGUAAAACGCUGGUCGUCAAUAACCUCUCCUUCAGUGCAACAGAAGAAAUGCUACAGUCCACAUUUGAGAAAGCCGUUUCUAUAAGGGUUCCACAAAAAGACGGCAGACCCAAAGGUUUUGCAUUUGUAGAGUUUGAAAGCACAGAUGACGCCAAGGAAGCUCUGGAAAACCUCAACAACACAGAUAUCGAAGGGAGGUCAAUCCGGUUGGAGUUCAGCCAGAACAGCGGUGGAAGAGAUGGCGGCAGAGGAAACUCAGGUCCCACAAAAACCCUCUUUGUCAAGGGGCUCUCUGAGGACACAACAGACCAGACCCUCAAAGAUUCCUUUGAUGGCGCAGUAGCAGCAAGGAUAGUUACAGAUAGAGAUACUGGAUCAUCCAAAGGCUUUGGCUUUGUCGACUUCGACAACGAGGACGACUGCAAGGCAGCUAAGGAAGCGAUGGAGGACGGCGAGAUCGACGGCAGCAAGGUGACCCUGGACUACGCCAAGCCCAAGGGCGAAGGUGGAUUCCGUGGAGGCCGGGGUGGCGGCGGCUUCGGCGGUGGCUUCGGAGGCCGCGGCGGUGGCUUCGGCGGCCGUGGCGGUGGAAGAGGCCGUGGCGGUUUUGGCGGCGGCUUCGGUGGUCGUGGCGGCGGCGGCAGAGGAAGGGGAGGCCCACGAGGUGGACGCGGCGGCUUCGGAGGUGGACGCGGUGGUGGUGGAUUCGGAGCCAAACCCCAGGGGAAGAAAAUCAAGUUCGAUGACUAAAGCCUUAGUCUGUUUUACUUUUUUUCAAUGGACUCUGGUUUCAUCAGUUUUCAGAGCUUUUGGACAUUCCAGAAAGCGUCAUUGGUAUAUAUUUAACUGUAAAUGGGCAUUUUAGCCCUUUAUUUAGACCCCUCGAACCUUCCACACCCGUCUGUGCCAGAACGGUACUUUAGACCUUUUCAGCUUCAGUGCUACGUGUGAGUAAUGAAUGUCCCGAACGCAAACUUGCACCUAUCGCCCUCGUUAGUUUACUUUCUUUUCUGAAGGAGUAAAAUGGAAUGGGUCUGGCAAACGAGUUUGCUGUGAAAAAAAAAAAAUGCUUGUCUUGUCAGAUACAUUGUGUAAAUUUAAACAGUUUGUAUUUCAUUUUACCUUUUUGUAAAAAAAAGAAAGAAACAUACACUUGUAUCCUUAUGUUUUUAUUUUGUUUAUCAUUUAGUUUUUGCUUUAAAAUUCCAAGUUUUACGGUAUUGUGCAAAGCAUAUUUCAAUAGAUUUGAGUCCAUGGUCGAGAGUUGGGUGUUUAAGGAAAUUGCAGAUGUGUUCAUGUUUGUCUGUUAAGGCACAGUUGAUGCUUGUGUCAUGGAUGAAAGACCUCUAAUCUAUGUAACAUAAAAUAUUUGUAGUGCAUUGACUAAUUUUUUUUUUUUUUUUUUCCCCAUCUCAAGAUUUUCACGUGAUUAAAUAAAACCUUGUAGGUGGUGAUUUUUAAA
Messenger RNA from Mugil cephalus (flathead mullet), 3022 nucleotides. RefSeq names its product nucleolin (gene nucleolin). Lineage: Eukaryota; Metazoa; Chordata; Actinopteri; Mugiliformes; Mugilidae. The record is from RefSeq and is a predicted model, not a curated record. Gene Ontology annotation, molecular function: RNA binding. The transcript has 16 exons. The coding region runs from base 148 to 2310 and encodes 720 amino acids.